UUUUGCUUCCAUUUCAACAAGCAGACUGCAAAUUCUUCAAAAUCUACUUCACAUCUGCUCCACCAUUAUCAACAAUCGGAUUCUGUAGCCAAUGGGUAUCGCCCUUUUUCAGCCUUUUCCUCCUCGCAUAUCCGAUAUUCAAAGGGUCAGGUGGAUGAAAGCCAGAGCUUGAGCCUAGAAAAUAUAAGGCAUUCUUUAAUUCAACAAGAGGAUAGCAUAAUAUUUAGCCUUUUGUUGAGGGCUCAGUAUGAUUAUAAUGCAGACACAUAUGACCCUGAUGCAUUCCCCAUGAAAGGUUUUCGGGUGUCAAUGGUUGAGUAUAUUGUUAGAGAAACUGAAAAGCUCCACGCUCAGAUGGGCCGCUACAAAAGUCUAGAUGAGCAUCCAUACUUCCCGGAACACUUACCAAAAUCAAUGUUCCCAUGCUUGCAGCACCCGCAGAUCCUCCAUCCCUGUGCUGGUUCAAUCAAUAUCAACAAGAAGAUCUGGGAUGGGUAUUUUAGAAAUCUUCUUCCCAGAUUGGUCAAAGCUGGAGAUGAUGGUAAUUGUGGAUCUGCUGCUGUUUGUGACACAAUGUGCUUGCAGGCAAUGUCAAGGAGAAUCCACUAUGGAAAAUUUGUGGCUGAGGCUAAAUUCCUAGAAUCCCCUGCUGAAUAUGAGGCUGCUAUUACAAAGCAAGAUAGCAGAAAACUCAUGGAGAUGCUGACAUAUGAAUCUGUGGAAGCAGCAGUCAAGAAGAGAGUAGAAAUGAAAGCAAAAACAUUCGGCCAAGACAUAAUAAUUAACCCACAGGAAGAAGAAGCUGAGCCCAUAUAUAAAGUGAAGCCAAGUUUGCUUGUCAAUCUGUAUGGCGACUGGAUCAUGCCCCUAACGAAGGAAGUUGAAGUUGAGUACUUGUUGAGGAGGCUUGAUUAAUGUGGAGUAAUGCAUUAUGUUUCUUUCAUGCUUUUAAGGAACUUAGUUUGAAGAGUUCAUUGGAACAUUUCAAUCAUGUUAUGGACCUUGCACAUUAUCAAUAUUAUUCAUCAUUUUCCUAA
Messenger RNA from Hevea brasiliensis (rubber tree), 1037 nucleotides. RefSeq names its product chorismate mutase 3, chloroplastic. Gene Ontology annotation, biological process: aromatic amino acid biosynthetic process; chorismate metabolic process. Gene Ontology annotation, cellular component: cytoplasm. The annotation marks the transcript as partial. The transcript has 6 exons. Gene Ontology annotation, molecular function: chorismate mutase activity. Lineage: Eukaryota; Viridiplantae; Streptophyta; Magnoliopsida; Malpighiales; Euphorbiaceae. The record is from RefSeq and is a predicted model, not a curated record.